CUGAGCAGAGCUGCAGAGGCCUGCUUUCCCCGCCCUUCUCAUCAGACGGGAAGCCUGGACUGUGGGCUGGGGGCAGCCUCAGCCUCUCCCACCUGGCAGCCACUGCCCGUGGCCCUUAGGCACCUGCUUGGUGCCCUGGAGCCCCUUAAGGCCACCAGCAAACCCUAGGAGACCGAGGCUUGGCACGUGAACAGAGCCAGAUUUCACACUGAGCAGCUGCAGUCGGAGAAAUCAGAGAAAGCGUCACCCAGCCCCAGAUUCCGAGGGGCCUGCCAGGGACACUCUCCUCCUGCUCCUUGGAAAGGAAGACCCCGAAAGACCCCCCAAGCCACCGGCUCAGACCUGCUUCUGGGCUGCCAUGGGACUCACAGCCACCGCCCCCAGGCUGUCCUCCACGCUGCUGGGCAGAUAAGGGCAGCUGCUGCCUCUGGGGCACCUGCCCGAUCCUGCAGCCUGGCCACUCCUCCAGGGCCAGCCCUUGCCUGACUCAGUGGCCACCUCUGCUGCCCCAAGGCUAUGUAGGCCGUACUUAGGCCUCUGUGGACACACUGCUGGGGACAGCGCCUGAGCUCUCAGGGGGACGAGGAACACCACCAUGCCCCGGGGCUUCGCCUGGCUGCGCUCAGGCAGCCCUGGAGGAUUUGAGAGCUGGGCGGGAGUGUCGUCGUGACUGGGAGUUCCUCUGCUCUUGAAGAUGAGUCUGGCGGUGUUUGUAGGAGUUGCUGUUGUCGCCGUCUGCACAGGAGGGAAUACGGGUCAUUCUGGAGGUGGAGAUAUUGGGAUCCUCCUUGGCAUGGCCUGUGGGAACGAGCGUUUGGAGAUAUGGCCCUUGACGCAGAGUGAGGAGUGCACUGUCACAGGUUUUCUGCGGGACAAGCUGCAGUACAGGAACCGACUUCAGUACAUGAAACACUACUUCCCCAUCAACUACAAGAUCAGUGUGCCUUACGAGGGGGUGUUCAGAAUCGCCAAUGUCACCAGGCUGCAGAGGGCCCGCGUGAGCGAGCGGGAGCUGCGGUAUCUGUGGGUCUUGGUAAGUCUCAGUGCCACUGAGUCGGUGCAGGACGUGCUGCUCGACGGCCACCCGUCCUGGAAGUACCUGCAGGAGGUGCAGACGCUGCUGCUGAAUGUCCAGAAGGGCCUCAUGGAUGUGGAGGUCAGCCCCAAGGUGGAAUCCGUGUUGUCCCUCCUGAAUGCCCCAGGGCCGAACCUGAAGCCGGUGCGGCCCAAAGCCCUGCUGGACAACUGCUUCCGGGUCAUGGAGCUGCUGUACUGCUCCUGCUGUAAACAAAGUUCCGUCCUAAACUGGCAGGACUGUGAGGUGCCAAGUCCUCAGUCUUACUGCCCAGAGCCCUCAUUGCAAUAUGCGGCCACCCAGCUGUACCCUCCGCCCCCGUGGUCCCCCAGCUCCCCGCCUCACUCCACAGGCUUGGCGAGGCCGGUCAGGGCACAGGGCGAGGGCCUCUUGCCCUGAGCACUCUGGAUAGUGACUGCAGAUAGGGGCAGCCAGACCAGCUCCCACAGGAGUUCAACUGGACCUGAGACUUCAAGGGGUGGUGGUGAGACCCCCCUUGGGAGAGGACCCCGGGGAAGGGGUUUUUCCUUUGAGGGGGAUUCUGUGCCACAGGAGGGCUCAGCUUCCUGCCUUCCAUAGCUGCCAUGGCCUCACCUGGAGCGGAGGGGACCUGGGGACCUGAAGGUGGAUGGGGACACAGCUCCUGGCCCCUCCUGGCGCUGCCCUCACUGUCCCCCCGCCUGAAGGGGGUGCUGAGCCUCCUGUGGCCCGCAGCAGUGAGGCCACAGCCAUGGGUUGCAGGGAGACGGGCAGCACAACGUGGCCAUUCUAGGACCCCCCAGCCUGGCAGACUGGGGAGCUGGGGGCAGAGGGCGGUGCCAAGUGCCACAUCUAGCCAUAGCGGAUGCUCUUCCAGUUUCUUUUUUCUAUUAAACACCCCGCUUCCUUUGG
This is a messenger RNA of Chlorocebus sabaeus (green monkey), 1966 nucleotides long. Lineage: Eukaryota; Metazoa; Chordata; Mammalia; Primates; Cercopithecidae. The record is from RefSeq and is a predicted model, not a curated record.